AUGGUGCUCAGCGUGCGCGGCGCCGAUGGUCUGAUACGCUCAAAGUCCGAAGAGGAGGCCAGCACGCUUCCCGAAUACCCUCAGAAGGGCUGCGCCGAAACGGUGGCCCCCGUCUCCAAAGUCUCUGUUGUCAAGCGCAUUCACGAUGCCGCCAAUUUGGUGUACCAGAAGACCAUUGUCGAGCAUAUCCUGCAGCGGGGCCAGCUUGCCGCCUCCAAGGAUGGCAGGAAGAUACCGUUGCGACUCGAGAACGACGAGCCCUUGACUGAUGUUCGUCGCGGGCAAGCGUACAUCUCCAACAGCAUUCGCACUUCUCGCUACACGGUGUGGGAUUUCCUGCCCAAGCAGCUCUUCUUCCAGUUCUCCCGGGUCGGCAACUUUUACUUUCUCUGUGUCGGAAUUCCUCAAAUGAUUCCUGGCCUUUCGACUACCGGCUCUUAUACGACGCUUUUGCCCCUCCUGUUCUUCGUUUGCAUAACAAUGUUCAAAGAAGGCUACGACGACUAUCGACGACACCGACUUGACAAGGUUGAGAAUGCCUAUUUCGCGACGAUACUCGGCAAGGAGGAUAAGUACACUGGCAACGCCAGGCGGACACACCUCCUGGAUCGGUUUAAUCCUUUUCAUACGAAGACGACUACCGAACCUCGAUCUGUCUCUGCCGAAGAAUAUCAGGGUGUGCGAUGGGUGCCGACGAGAUGGUCUGAUAUUAAAGUUGGAGACGUCAUACGACUUGCGCGGGACGAACCUGUGCCUGCGGAUAUUGCGCUCAUCUAUAGUGACGGCGAGAACAGCCUGGCAUAUGUCGACACCAUGGCGCUCGACGGCGAAACGAACCUCAAGAGCAAGCAGGUGUGUAAUGCGAUUGAAGGAUGCGACACGAUCGAGGGUAUUGCGAAAUGCGCAGCAGAAUUCGUUGCCGAAGACCCCAAUCCCGACCUGUUCAACUUCAACGGUAAAGUCACUGUCAAUGGAAAGGCAGUGCCUUUGACGCUCAAUGAAAUCGUGUAUCGUGGAAGUGUGCUUCGAAACACCACCUGCGCUGUUGGAAUUGUGCUCAACACUGGAGAAGAGUGCAAGCUGCGCAUGAACUCAAACAGGCAUCCAAAGGCAAAGAAGCCCGCUUUGGAGAGAGUGGUGAACAAGAUUGUCAUUACUCUGGCUUUUUACGUCGUUAUUCUGUCCGUGGGCGUUUCAAUGGGCUAUCUGCUCUGGAAAAAGAGCACCGAGAGACACUCUUGGUACUUGCAGAAUGCUAGUGUUCCGUUCCACGAUAUCAUCAUUGCCUUCAUCAUCAUGUUCAACAAUGUUAUUCCCCUGUCACUCUAUGUGAGCUUGGAAAUUGUAAAGGUUGGACAGCUGCUUCUUCUCAAUUCGGAUCUCGGCAUGUACGAUGAGGAAUCGGAUACUCCAGCGCGAUGCAACACAAACACCAUUCUUGAGAACCUUGGUCAGGUUGAAUACAUCUUCUCAGACAAGACGGGUACUCUUACAGAUAACGUCAUGAAGUUUCGCAAACUUAGCGUUGCUGGUACUGUCUGGCUUCACGAAAAGGAUUUAGAGCCCCAGUCGCUGUCGGAUACGUCUGAUAGCACUUCAUCGAUUGUCAAAAACUUUGACUUUCCCAGUCGAUCCCCGUCAGUGUAUAGGAGAGAUCGCAUGUCCGUUGUCAUCCACGAGGAUCAGGUUGAGAUGACAGAUUCGCCGAUACAUUCCCCAAGACCAUCAAUGGCAGGACGGCGAUCCUCAUCCGUGUGGCGAUCGACGGGACGGCCAGACCAUGUUCAACCUGAUGUCAAUACCUCGGAUUUGCUCGAGUAUAUGAAGCUGCGACCACAUUCAGCCUUUACCAGGAAAACGAAGGAGUAUCUGCUUGCGAUGGCUCUGUGUCACUCAUGUUUGCCGGAGAAUAAGGAUGGGAAAAUGGACUUUCAAGCUUCGUCCCCGGAUGAACUUGCCUUGGUUAGAGCUGCUCAAGAGAUGGGAUAUUCGGUUGUCCAACGAAACUCGAAGCAAAUAACCGUAGAGGUGACUCACGGCGAUGGUUCGACGGAACGCUUGAAAUACGAUAUCCUGGACGUCAUUGAAUUCAGCAGUGCCCGAAAGAGGAUGUCUAUUGUUGUUCGCUAUCCUGAUGGCCGCAUCUCGGUUAUUUGCAAAGGCGCUGAUUCUGCCAUCCUGCCUCGCCUACGACUAUCUUCAUUGGCUAUGCAAAAGGCAACCGAAGUUCGACAGAGUGCUGACCUUGAGCACGAAUUGUUCCGCCGCAGCGAGCAGCUCGAGCCUCGCAAUAGCUUCGGUGGAAGGCCUAGCUUCAAUGUUCGCCGUCCUACCAUUACGAGAGAGCGAAGCGUGCACCGGCAAUCAAUGGGGAAUCGAAGCAAGUCUUUUGAGAUUAACAAGCUGACUCGUCGGUCUGAGGAUCGGCCAGAACGGCCACGCUUGACCAUCAACGCACGCGGAGCAUCGUUUGACGUCUCAAACCGCCAAUUUCUUAGUCCCAUGACACCUCACGUACCGCAACCGCUGGAUCCCCGUUUGGCAUUUUUGGAAGAUUCCGGAAUUUUCGACGAAUCUGAAGUCUUCACGAAAUGCUUCAAGCACCUCGAUGACUUUGCAUCCGAAGGUCUCCGGACGCUCCUCUUUGCGCAAAAGUUUGUCUCGGAGUCGGAGUAUAGGUCGUGGAAGAAGCUUUAUGACGAUGCUACCACCAGUCUGACCGACCGGCAAGAAAAGAUUGAGGAUGCGGCUGAGAAGAUUGAGGAAGCAUUCGAGCUGGUUGGUGGCACUGCCAUUGAGGAUAAACUCCAAAAGGGCGUACCAGAAACCAUUGAAAGGCUUCGACGGGCCAAUAUCAAGAUUUGGAUGCUGACGGGAGACAAGCGAGAGACGGCAAUCAACAUUGCUCACUCUGCCCGAAUCUGCCGCCCUGGUUCCGACUUGUAUAUCCUGGACGUGACAAAGGGGUCUCUUGAGGCGCAGCUCUCAGCCAUGGCCGAAGAUCUGAAUGCUGGCUCUAUCCACAGCGUAGUUGUCAUUGAUGGACUCACCUUGGCUGCCGUCGAAAAGUCGGAGGCUCUGUCAGCUCAAUUCUUUGCCAUUAUGCUUCUUGUCGACUCUGUUAUCUGCUGCCGUGCAUCACCGGCUCAGAAGGCUCUCCUGGUUAAGACCGUCCGCGGUAAGCUAAAAGGUUUCCGAGGCAAGGAACGCCGGGGCUUGACUUUGGCCAUUGGAGAUGGUGCGAAUGACCUUGCCAUGAUCCAAGCCAGUCACGUUGGAAUUGGUAUUUCAGGAAAGGAAGGACUCCAGGCCGCCCGAGUGGCAGACUAUGCAAUUGCGCAGUUCCGCUUCUUACAGAGAUUGCUUCUCGUCCAUGGAAGAUGGAACUACGUUCGCACUGCCAAGUUUAUCGUCUGCACGUUCUGGAAGGAAAUGUUUUUCUACCUCCCCGCGGCGCAGUACCAGCGAUACAAUGGCUAUACUGGCACUUCUCUUUACCAAUCGGCAAGCUUGACAGUCUUCAACACGCUGUUUACUAGUUUGUGCACGAUCUGCAUGGGUAUCUGGGAGCAGGAUCUCUGCGCAGAGACUCUGCUGGCUAUACCCGAGCUUUACAUCUUUGGUCAGCGCAACAAAGGCCUCAACUUUUGGAAGUACAUGCGAUGGAUGCUCCUUGCUGCCAUUGAAGGUGUGAUUACUUGGAACGGUAUCUGGGCUGGCUAUGGGUGGGUGUCUCCAGCAGCCAAAGAUGAAAAUCUCUAUGCCAUUGGAUCCUUGGUGUUUACGGUUGGUGUCCUGUGGAUCAAUUGGAAACUAUUCAUCUUUGAAACCCAUUACAAGUCGGCUGUAGUCAUGGCCUGCUUCUUUAUCACCACAGCCGGCUGGUUCGCAUGGCUGGCCUUUUUAGACGGUGUCUAUGCCGGCACGCCAUCCGGUGACUAUGAUAUCCGCCAUACGUUUACCAAACUUUGGGGCGCCGAUGCCGUGUGGUGGUCCACUUGUUUUAUUGUGCUCUCCUUUAUGGGGAUGAUUGAACUGCUUUUCAAGGCGGCCAAGCGAGGCAUGCUUGUUGCGGGUCUAUGGCACUGGCCACCGUGGCAAAGGAAGAAAAUGGGCGACAAUGUUGAGGAGUGGGAUUUGGAGCUCUGGCAAGAGAUGGAGCAGGAUCCUGCAGUGAGACGGAAACUCGCAAAGAUGGCGAGAGACGAUGAUGAAGAGCUUGAUCUGGAGGAUGAGGAAGAAGAAGAAGAAGACAUAAUGGAGCAAAUUGAGAUUGAUAUCUCUGCGGGGAGAAGAUAG
Molecule: messenger RNA, 4299 nt
Organism: Trichoderma gamsii
Lineage: Eukaryota; Fungi; Ascomycota; Sordariomycetes; Hypocreales; Hypocreaceae
Exons: 3
Coding region: 1-4299 (1432 amino acids)
Biological process (GO): post-Golgi vesicle-mediated transport; phospholipid translocation; intracellular protein transport
Cellular component (GO): plasma membrane
Molecular function (GO): ATPase-coupled intramembrane lipid carrier activity; ATP hydrolysis activity; magnesium ion binding
Source: RefSeq, a predicted model, not a curated record